Molecule: messenger RNA, 848 nt
Organism: Phodopus roborovskii (desert hamster)
Lineage: Eukaryota; Metazoa; Chordata; Mammalia; Rodentia; Cricetidae
Gene: Ebpl
Product: EBP like
Exons: 4
Coding region: 50-670 (206 amino acids)
Biological process (GO): sterol metabolic process
Cellular component (GO): endoplasmic reticulum; membrane
Molecular function (GO): cholestenol delta-isomerase activity
Source: RefSeq, a predicted model, not a curated record
GUCUGCCUGCCUUGCCUGCUGGGCUGGUGCUUGAUUAAACCGUGGACCCAUGGGUGAGGACUGGGCUCUGGGCCCAGCGGUGGGUUCCUCCUUGCUUCUGUGCUCGGCUCUGCUGGCCGCGGGGUGCGCGCUGGGCCUGCGCCUGGGCCGCGGGCGGAGCGCGGUGGAGCGUGGCGUGCUCGCCUGGCUCUGCUAUGAUGCCCUGGUGCACUUCGUGCUGGAAGGCGCCUUUGUCUACUUGUCUGUACUAGGAAAUGUUGCAGAUUCCCGAGGCUUGAUUGCAUCUUUAUGGAAAGAAUACGGCAAGGCUGAUGCCAGAUGGCUGUAUUUUGAUUCGACCAUUGUGUCUGUGGAAAUUCUGACUGUUGUCUUGGAUGGGCUUUUGGCAUUGGUUCUAAUUUACGCCAUAGUCAAGGAGAAAUAUUAUAGGCAUUUCAUACAGAUCACCUUGUGCGUGUGUGAACUCUAUGGAGGCUGGAUGACCUUCUUCCCCGAGUGGCUUGUUGGAAGUCCCAACCUCAACACGGAGAGCUACCUCUACUUUUGGGUCUAUUUGGUGUUUUUUAAUGGCUUAUGGGUUCUGAUCCCAGGGCUGCUGCUGUGGCAGUCCUGGAGGGAACUGAAGGAGACAUACUGCCAAGGGGCCAAUUUAGAGAAAAAGCACUUGUAAAUUCUCAACACUUUGCAUUCUGAUGUGGUGCUUUAUGACUCAGAACUGACCAGACAUUCCAGUCAAUACUUCCUUUUUACGGUGUUGUUUCCAAAUAGCCGUUACGGGUGGGUUGGAAGGUGGCGAACUUUGCUGUUUGCUUUUGUCCUUUAUUAAACACUAAUAUAAUGGAAAGAGA